Pelobates fuscus (common spadefoot toad) is the source of this 2856-nucleotide messenger RNA. RefSeq names its product coiled-coil domain containing 9 (gene CCDC9). The record is from RefSeq and is a predicted model, not a curated record. The transcript has 15 exons. The coding region runs from base 100 to 2601 and encodes 833 amino acids. Lineage: Eukaryota; Metazoa; Chordata; Amphibia; Anura; Pelobatidae.
CAGGAAGACGCGGGUUAUAUCUUAACGGAAGUCGGGGUCACCGGCAGAGCGAGGAGUGAGCGGAAAACUGGUUCCUAGUUGAAUUGAACAGCAUCGAAUAUGGCUUCUAUAGUAGACAUAAAAUCGAAGGAGGAGAAGGAUGCAGAGCUGGACCGUAAGAUUGAAGCUUUACGGAAGAAGAAUGAAGCUUUGGUCCAGAGGCACAAGUUGAUUGAGGAGGACAGAAGGAGAGCAGAGCAAGAGGGAAUUGCAGUCACCACACCGCGAAAGGGGAAGAAUACGGACGCUGAGCCCGACAAGGCCAGGAAAGAAAAAGAAAACUUCUCAAUCACUCUUGAUGUAAAUGCCGGGGAAAAGCGGGUUGUAAAUGAAGGAAGAUCACCAAAACAAACACAAGAUUCUCCAAGAAGUCCCACUCAUAGGAAAAGUGGUAGAUCAGGCUUAUCAGGUCGGUCCCCUUCAAAUGCCCAGACUGAAGACUCUCACCAAGAUGAGGGCAAUACCAGCCCUUCAUCAACAAGGCCUACAAGAAGCCGGAGGAGCCAAGGGUCCGAUGGACUUAAACGAGAAUAUGGAGCUGAGUUGCAUUGGAAAAGUUCAAGAGGGAACACAGAUGGCUCAUCUGGAGAUAGGUGGACUUCCUCUCCUAGAGGAGGAGCUGCUUGUGGAGACCGUGGUGGAAGAGGUCCUGGGAGAGGUGGUGGGACUCCUGCAAGAGGUGGUGGGACUCCAGGCAGAGGUGGGGUGCAUACUGCGGUUGUAGAUGCACCUGGGCCCGACAGAAAAGUCAAGGAGUGGGAAGAAAAGAGAAGACAAAAUAUAGAAAAGAUGAACGAAGAAAUGGAACAGAUUGCAGAAUACGAGAGAAGCCAGAGGCAGGAUGGAGCGAGAGAGAAAAAUCCUAUCCGGAACUUCCUUGAUGACCCCCGAAGGACUGGGCCUGUUGCAGAUGUUGACCGGAAGGAGGGUAGUAGGAGACAUGUGCGGAACUGGGGAGGACAUGAUUUUGAAAAGGUCAAAACUGGCCUUGACCGAGAGCAGGAGAGUCAUGUUCGUCGACCAGCGGGAAGGAAUCAGGUGGAUAUGACAAUGUCCAUGACCGGAAGGGAACGGGCAGAAUAUAUGAGGUGGAAAAAAGAGCGGGAGCAGAUUGACCAGGAGCGGCUGGAGCGACAUCGCAACCAAAAAGGCCAAUGGAGGCGAGAGUGGGAUGCGGAAAAAAAUGAAUCCAUGUUUAAAGAUGAUGCAACCGUACAUAUUGAAGAUGAUCCUUUGAGCAGACGAGGGAAGCGAGGAACUCCUAAACCACACACUGUGGGGGAAAUUCUAUCAGAAAGUAUUUCUGUGUAUAAACAGAAAAAGGAUCGGAGACACGGCACAGAACGCAGCAAACCUUACAACCAACAUGACAGUCGCUGGGAGAAGCCAGAGGACUUGACAGAAAAGGAGGUGACUGCAAAGAGGGAGGAAAAAGAAACAUGUGUAGAGAAAGUGGACAAUCAGAAGAGACAGAAAAAGGUUGAGGAGCCUCCUAAACCAGCCACAUCUGCAGUGAAACAAGAGUUGGUGGAAGGAGAUGAUGAAGAUGAUGGUGAAUGGACAGAUGCGAGUGGAGAUGAAAAUGAGGAUGAAUCUUUGGAGGAAGAAGAGUCUGAAGAUGAGAACGCCAGUACCUCCCCAGUUAGCCCACAACCUGCACCCAAGGAGCAGAGGCAUUCUCCUCUCCAGGAUACCCCAAAACUUAAAAUGCCUCCACCCAGUGAAUCUCUACAGGAAUCUAAUCCCACCACCCCAUUCUCCCCUGAAGGUCACAUCGCUGUGACUGACUGGGGGGAAGAGAUGGAGCAGCUGUGUAAUGAGGACAGCCCUUCCCAGACAACAACUGGCUUGGGCCUAAUGAAAGCUUGGGAGAACGAUAUUCCAUCAGAUUCUGGUGCAGGCAGUGCCGUACAGACUAGUCCAGAAUCGGUGGUGCACGAGGCACAGGAAUCCAAUAAAAAUGACGGGGAAGCAGACCUAGAGGAAAUGAGGCCCCCUGCAAAAUGCGCAGAGGAAGUGAAGCCCCCUGAAAGUUUCUCAGAGGAAGUAAAGCCCCCUGAAAGGUGCACAGAGGAAGUAAAGCCCCCUGAAAGGUGCACAGAGGAAGUGAAGCCCACGGAAAGGUGCACAGAGGAAGUGAAGCCCCCUGCAAGGUGCGCAGAGGAAGUGAAGCCCACGGAAAGGUGCACAGAGGAAGUGAAGCCCCCUGCAAGGUGCGCAGAGGAAGUGAAGCCCCAUGAAAGUUUCACAGAGGAAGUGAAGCCCCCUGAAAGGUGCGCAGAGGAAGUGCCUUCAGAUGAGGUUUCACAAAUUCCUUACGCGGAAGAUACAGAGAAAUCUACAGCAAAUGGUGGAGGAAUCAAUGAGAAACUAUCAGACCUUGAGGAACCCAAAGUGGCCAUGGUUAGUCUGGUUCCAGCACUGGAGAUCCUGGUUCCAUUGGUGGAUGAACCUGUUUCAGUUGUGGACAAACCUGUUCCAGCUGUCGAAAGCGCUGUCCCACCCAUGGCGGCACCGAUAGCAGCUGUGGAGCAAAACGCAGCGUUUCCACCAUCAUCUUGAUUGCCUCGUCUACCGCACUGUCCAAAAGCCUGCUUGAUAUUACUGACGUAAAGUUCUCCCACCCCGCUUGACUCUUGGACAUCGGCUGAAAGAGCUUCAUUCACUUGGCUUUGAUCUUCACGGAGAAUGAAUAUUUUUUAUUUCCAUUACUCGUGUGGAACAGACAUCGAAAGUUUGUUGAAUAGAUGAUAUAUUGCACCAUCGAUUAAAGAGUUUAUAUAAAGCUUGAGCUUAGAAAAUCAAUUAGAAAAAUAA